Aspergillus fumigatus Af293 is the source of this 1683-nucleotide messenger RNA. The record is from RefSeq and is a predicted model, not a curated record. Lineage: Eukaryota; Fungi; Ascomycota; Eurotiomycetes; Eurotiales; Aspergillaceae.
AUGGGAGAGACUGCUGAUUCGUCAAGUCGAAAUCCUUCUGAGCAUUUCCACCGUCGCGACCAGUCCAUGAUUCGUUACUACAAUGCGACUAACCACAGUCCAAGUGUGAUGGACUUGGUUCGGGUGCGUUGGCUGCAGAUUUACACCAAUCCGUGUAAAUCAAAGAGCAUUCUCAAGAAGCAACCCAUGACCGGUGCAACCAGCCACGCAGAGAAGCGAAUCCAGUUCCAGGCUACUCCGACAGUACACUGCGUGACGCCAAUCGAGAACCCUGAGGAGUAUUACGGCACCUACACGAAACUGUCAAAAGAAGAGCGACGCUGGAUGGUGCACUACAUCACCAGCCUGGAUUUCGCUCAAUUUUGUCCUCCUUAUAGUGACGACACGUCGGUUGCGAUCGUCGAGAAGAAUGAUCGAUGCCGUGAUAUCUCUACGAGAAUUCAUUUUCUCGAGAAUGUGACGGCAGAUACCAGGGAAUAUCGAGGCAUCCACCCAAUUCUAGCACUUGAAUCGCAUCAAGAGAAUCUGGCCAAACUCGUCGAUAAGGCGCUCAAGCACUUACCACCAGUAUCGGAAGAUGGCGAGGAUACGUCGAAAUUAUUGAAACUAUCAGAUGGCUCUCAACGGCGCAAGCCGGAUUUCGUCUCGGUCACCCGCGGGCCUGGGAUGCGGGCGAACCUCUUCACUGGACUCGAUACAGCCAAAGGCCUGUCCGUCGCAUGGCAGAUUCCAUUUGUGGGCGUCCAUCAUAUGCAAGCCCAUCUCCUGACUCCUCGACUUGUUUCCGCCAUGGACCGAGCGCAACAAGGCCCCGAUGUCACCUCUGCCAACCCACCUCUAACCCCCGAAUUUCCCUUCCUCUCUAUACUAGUCUCCGGUGGCCAUUCAAUGCUUGUUGGGUCUACCUCUAUUACAGACCAUACCAUAAUGGCAUCGACUGCGGAUAUCGCGAUCGGCGAAGCUCUCGAUAAAGCUGCGCGAGAAAUCAUCGCACCCUCUGUCCUCAACGAAGCCAAAACUACAAUGUAUGGCAAACUGCUGGAACAAUUUGCCUUUCCCAACGGCAGCGCAGAUUGGAGUAACUACUGUGCCCCCAAGACCCGAGGCGAGGAGCUGAUCAAGCAGCCAAGCCCGUGGGGCUGGACCCUCACGUCUCCCUUCGCCAACACCCGGCAGCUGCAGUACAGCUUCUCAUUUCUGCCAAGCAUGAUCAACAAAUUGAUGGGAGCGAAGAAGACAGCAGGCAAGGAAGUCUCGGAUGAGGAGCGAGUUGCUCUGGCCCGUGAGGCGAUGCGCGUCUGCUUUGAGCAUCUGGGUUCGCGGACGAUCAUCGCUCUUGAGGAGCUGCAGCAGAAAGCGCGGAACAAGGGUGUCCCAGAUGUCAACACGCUCGUUAUUAGCGGUGGAGUCGCAGCUAAUAGGUUUCUGAUGGCUGUGCUACGAUCGUUCCUUGAUGUCCGCGGGUUCGGACAUGUUGAAAUUGUUGCGCCGCCGCCGUAUUUAUGCACGGACAAUGCGGCCAUGAUCGGGUGGGCUGGGAUUGAGAUGUUCGAGGCAGGCUUCAGCACGGACCUCGGUGGUAGGGCUCUCAGGAAGUGGGCUCUUGAUCCGCGUGCUGAGGAUGGUGGACUUUUGGGCGCUGACGGGUGGAUGAUAAAGAAAGGCAAGGACACUGUAUACUAG